Molecule: messenger RNA, 663 nt
Organism: Trichoderma citrinoviride
Lineage: Eukaryota; Fungi; Ascomycota; Sordariomycetes; Hypocreales; Hypocreaceae
Exons: 2
Coding region: 1-663 (220 amino acids)
Biological process (GO): proton transmembrane transport
Cellular component (GO): plasma membrane
Molecular function (GO): voltage-gated proton channel activity
Source: RefSeq, a predicted model, not a curated record
AUGGCACAUCGCCCAUCUGCCCCAUUCUUCCGCCCCUACCAUGACGACGACGACGAUGAUGCCAGCGACGACUCCCAAGCCUCCCAAGUGUCUCCGUCCUCCCCUGCAUCGUCUUCCUCGCGCUUCUGGCGACAAUGUCGCAAGUCCAGCCAGCGCCUCCUCGAGUCCCGCACCAAGCACUUCGCCGUCAUGAGCGUCGUCGCGCUGGACGUGGCCGCGCUGCUCGCAAACGUCUUCAUCCAGCUGAUUGCCUGCGAGAUGCACGAGAACGACGAGCCCUGGGUGGACAAGGUCACAGAGGGCCUGGAAAUCGCCGGUCUGGUGUUUAGCAGCCUCUUUCUGCUCGAGCUGUUUGCGUGUCUGUUUGCUUUUGGGCUGAGCUACCUUGCCUCUUGGUUCCAUCUCUUCGAUUCUGCCGUCAUUGUUGCGAGUUUCAUUAUAGAUGUUACCUCCAGAGGUCUUACCGAGUCCAUCGGCUCCCUGAUUGUCGUCCUUCGUCUAUGGAGGCUGGCCAAGAUAUCCGAAGAGGUGGUGCUGGGCGCUACAGAGAGAAUGGAAGUUCUCGAGCAGCAGUUAGAUGACCUCGAAGCGGAGAACAGCAGACUCCGAGCUCAGCUGGGCAUCGAGUCAUCUAACCACUCAGGCAAUGAGGAGGAUCGCUGA